UCGUUCCUGGUCGCGUACAUAGUACUGUAAUACUAAUAUUUCAAGGAUGAAAGGCAUCGGCAAGGCGUUCGCACGGACGCCGCACAUGAUAACGAGCAAGGUCGGCCUGUCGAAGAAGUCGAAUGAUCCCGAAUUCGACGACUAUAAUCGCAGGUUCUCUACUCUCGAGUCCGCAGCGGAAAAGCUCCUAAAGGAUACUAAAGCUUUCGACGACGCGGUGACGAACCUAUUCUCGUCGGGAGCCGGAUUCUCCAAUCACUUCGCUACGCUAUUCCGUCCGCUCAACGGAGAAUAUGAUAUCUUGCGCAAGUUCCCUGAGGCGGAGCACACGGUCAAGAACGUCGACCAAUACGAGAGCCUCAUGGAUGAGCUGAAGAGCGCGGUCGUGCCUGAGCUAGAGCUUAUCCAAAGCAGAGUCAUGGGACCGGUGAAAGAACUGCAGGGCGUCAUGAAGCUGGUUCGAAAGAGCAUCACCAAGCGUGAGCACAAGCUGACGGACUACGAUCGCUACAACAACUCUCUCACGAAGCUGAGGGACAAGAAGGAGAAAUCCUUGAAUGACGAGAAGAAUUUAUUCAAGCUGGAACAAGACUUUGAAAUCGCAUCGAACGAGUAUGACUAUAUCAACACCGCCCUCAAGACCGAUCUGCCGAGAUUCAUGCAGAUGGCCACGCAAUACAUUGACCCAUUGUUUCAUUCCUUCUUCUACAUGCAGCUAAACAUAUUCUACCUACUACUGGAGAAGUUGAACGGCUAUGCUGAGAGCGCUCAGUACGAUGUCUCUGUCCCUCCUGCCCAGGUUGCCAUAGACUAUGAGGCUAAGCGCACCGACGCCUGGUCUCGCAUAGAAGAGCUCAACGUCACUAAGAGGUUUACCAGCACAUCGAAACUCGUUCAGCAACGUCGUGUGGAGUCUGGUAGCGGCACGCCGAACCUCAACCGCGCUGCCUCUUCUGCCACGACUUCCUCGACCAAUUCGCGCUUAGCGCCGCCGGUUCGCGGUGCCUCUUCAUACGAGAAGAAGUCUCCUCCACCUCCUCCACAUUCGUCGUUCCCUUCUACUGCGCCCCCACCAUACACUCCUGGUCCCACGGGCGCGAGCUUCACGGCAACGAAGAAAGCACCGCCUCCACCCCCACCACUUAAGCCCAAGCCCAAAGCCGCAGAGCCCGAGAAGCAAUACGUGGUUGCAUUGUACGAUUUUGAAGCACAGGCCGACGGCGAUCUCGAUUUCAAGACUGGCGAUAGGAUCGAGGUUGUAGAGCGGACUGGGAGCGCGGAGGACUGGUGGACUGGUCGGCUUAGGGGACGGCAAGGUGUCUUUCCUGGCAACUAUGUUCAAGAAGCGUAGAGUUUGCGCCGCUAAGUAUAACAGAACUUCGGAUGAACAUUUGUAUCUUACGCUACAUGUGGAAUCGGUACCCUUCUU
This is a messenger RNA of Phanerochaete carnosa HHB-10118-sp, 1429 nucleotides long. RefSeq lists its product as uncharacterized. The transcript is spliced from 8 exons. The record is from RefSeq and is a predicted model, not a curated record. Lineage: Eukaryota; Fungi; Basidiomycota; Agaricomycetes; Polyporales; Phanerochaetaceae. Gene Ontology annotation, molecular function: lipid binding; protein binding. Gene Ontology annotation, cellular component: actin cortical patch; mating projection tip; Rvs161p-Rvs167p complex. Gene Ontology annotation, biological process: actin cortical patch localization; plasma membrane tubulation; endocytosis. Bases 47 to 1351 code for a protein of 434 amino acids.